Messenger RNA from Lynx canadensis (Canada lynx), 4353 nucleotides. It is a transcript of the gene ZNF711, whose product is annotated as zinc finger protein 711. Bases 401 to 2836 code for a protein of 811 amino acids. The transcript is spliced from 10 exons. Gene Ontology annotation, molecular function: DNA-binding transcription factor activity, RNA polymerase II-specific; metal ion binding; RNA polymerase II transcription regulatory region sequence-specific DNA binding. Gene Ontology annotation, cellular component: nucleus. The record is from RefSeq and is a predicted model, not a curated record. Gene Ontology annotation, biological process: regulation of transcription by RNA polymerase II. NCBI's taxonomy places the organism in Eukaryota, Metazoa, Chordata, Mammalia, Carnivora, Felidae.
CCAAAGAAAAUAACAUAGUUCAGAAGGAAAAAUAACAAAAACAAAUUGCUGCAGAUUUUAUUUUACAAUAUGUAAGAAAAUCUACAAUUUCUUCAAGACAGUCAUAUUAAGGAAGCAGUCAUGUUUCCAUGAGUCCUCAAAACUAUGUGACAAGAGAAUGUAGUAGAGUGAGGCCAGAAGUCCUUACUGGCUCAAAGAACUCCAGGGAAACUGGGAUAGAACAUUUUACAUUAUAAGUAGAAUCCCGGGAGCCAGAGGUGGAACACAAGUUUAUCUGCAGAGCUCCGCUGCAGGGCUGAUCUGGGUCUGGAAGAAAUGGAUGAGAGCCACUGGAUGAAAUUCACUAAUACUAGACACCUGAGUCCUCUAGUAAUAGAUUUGUGAAUGAACUUUGCUAAGUAUGGAUUCAGGUGGUGGAAGUCUUGGAUUGCACACAUCAGACUGUAGAAUGGCCCAUACCAUGAUUAUGCAGGAUUUUGUGGCUGGAAUGGCUGGUACUGCGCAUAUCGAUGGAGACCAUAUUGUUGUUUCGGUUCCUGAGGCUGUAUUAGUUUCUGAUGUUGUCACAGAUGAUGGGAUAACUCUUGAUCAUGGCCUUGCAGCUGAAGUUGUCCAUGGGCCUGAUAUCAUCACUGAGACUGAUGUAGUAACAGAAGGGGUAAUUGUUCCUGAAGCUGUACUUGAAGCUGAUGUUGCUAUUGAAGAAGAUUUAGAGGAAGAUGAUAGUGAUCAUAUCUUGACUUCUGAGCUAAUUACAGAAACCGUUAGAGUACCUGAGCAGGUUUUUGUGGCUGACCUUGUUACUGGUCCUGAUGGACACUUAGAACAUGUGGUCCAAGAUUGUGUUUCAGGAGUUGACUCUCCCACAAUGGUAUCAGAGGAGGUUCUUGUAACUAAUUCAGAUACAGAAACUGUGAUUCAAGCAGCUGGUGGUGUUCCUGGUUCUUCAGUUACUAUUAAAACCGAAGAUGAUGAUGAUGAUGAUGAUGAUGAUGAUGUCAAGAGCACUUCUGAAGACUACUUAAUGAUAUCUUUGGAUGAUGUUGGGGAAAAAUUAGAGCAUAUGGGGAACACACCAUUAAAAAUUGGCAGUGAUGGUUCACAGGAAGAUGUUAAAGAAGAUGGAUUUGGUUCAGAAGUAAUAAAAGUGUAUAUAUUUAAAGCUGAGGCUGAAGAUGAUGUUGAAAUAGGUGGAACAGAAAUUGUCACAGAGAGUGAGUACACCAAUGGACAUUCUGUAGCUGGAGUGCUUGACCAGAGUCGAAUGCAGCGGGAGAAGAUGGUUUACAUGGCAGUUAAAGAUUCUUCUCAAGAAGAAGAUGAUAUUAGUUGCGCUGAAAUAGCAGAUGAAGUUUACAUGGAAGUCAUUGUAGGGGAAGAGGAAGGAACUUCUCUCCCUGAGACUCAGCUUGAGGACUCUGAUGUUAAUAAAACAAUUGUCCCUGUUGUCUGGGCUGCGGCAUAUGGAGAUGAAAGAAGAGUUUCCCGGAGGUAUGAAGAUUGUCAAGCAUCAGGAAAUACUUUGGACUCAACAUUAGAAAGCAGAAGUAGUACAGCAGCACAGUACCUUCAAAUUUGUGAUAGCAUUAAUGCAAAUAAAGUACUUAAACAAAAAGCCAAGAAGAGGAGAAGGGGAGAAACCAGGCAGUGGCAAACAGCUGUUAUAAUAGGCCCUGAUGGACAGCCCCUGACAGUAUACCCUUGCCAUAUUUGCACAAAAAAGUUUAAAUCCAGGGGAUUCUUGAAAAGACACAUGAAGAAUCAUCCUGAUCAUUUGAUGAGAAAAAAAUACCAGUGUACAGAUUGUGACUUCACAACUAACAAGAAAGUGAGUUUCCAUAACCACUUGGAAAGCCAUAAGCUUAUAAACAAAGUUGACAAAACCCAUGAAUUUACAGAAUACACACGAAGAUACAGAGAGGCUAGUCCACUGAGUUCAAAUAAACUUAUAUUAAGAGACAAGGAGCCGAAGAUGCACAAGUGCAAAUACUGUGACUAUGAAACUGCAGAACAAGGACUGUUAAACAGACAUUUACUGGCUGUUCAUAGCAAAAAUUUUCCUCAUGUUUGUGUUGAGUGUGGUAAGGGCUUUCGACAUCCUUCUGAACUCAAGAAACACAUGAGAACCCAUACUGGUGAGAAGCCAUAUCAGUGUCAGUAUUGUGUCUUCAGGUGUGCAGAUCAGUCAAAUCUGAAAACUCACAUUAAGUCUAAACAUGGUAACAAUUUGCCAUAUAAAUGUGAGCAUUGUCCUCAAGCAUUUGGUGAUGAGAGGGAGCUUCAACACCAUCUGGAUUUGUUUCAAGGACAUAAGACACACCAGUGUCCUCAUUGUGACCAUAAGAGCACCAACUCAAGUGACCUUAAGCGGCACAUCAUAUCUGUCCAUACUAAGGAUUUUCCUCACAAAUGUGAGGUCUGUGAAAAAGGUUUCCAUCGUCCUUCUGAGCUCAAAAAGCAUAGUGAUAUCCAUAAGGGUAGGAAGAUUCAUCAGUGUAGGCACUGUGACUUUAAAACAUCAGAUCCAUUUAUUCUUAGUGGUCAUAUCCUUUCAGUUCAUACUAAGGAUCAGUCAUUGAAGUGUAAAAGGUGCAAAAGAGGGUUCAGGCAACAAAAUGAACUCAAAAAACAUAUGAAGACCCACACUGGAAGGAAGAUUUACCAAUGUGAGUAUUGUGAAUACAGCACUACAGAUGCAUCGGGCUUUAAACGACAUGUGAUAUCAAUACAUACAAAAGACUAUCCACACAGGUGUGAAUUCUGCAAGAAGGGAUUCCGAAGACCAUCAGAAAAAAAUCAGCAUAUUAUGAGGCACCACAAGGAGGCUCUUAUGUAAUAAGAUCAAUAUAAAGAAAGAAGCUAUUUAGAAAAUAUGAUACACUACAUGGGAUGAAAAUUUCAUGAACUGUUUCAUCUAGUUCCAAAGCUUGAUAGUAAAUCAUAACUUUACAUUCUUUGUAUUAGAGAUCUUGAAAUAUUUGAAAUGACAGGGGAUCUUAUACCCCUUUGAAAAUUACUUAAAGAAUUUAAGAAGCACCAUAGAAUGGUUGCAGAAAAACUCUUAAGUGUCUAUUUAAUAGUGUUAUAUGCAUAAACUACAGAAGGGAAGAGCAAAGACAAUGACUUUAUUGGCUGAUCAUACUAGAGAUCAAUACUUCUGAAAAGAUCAUACAUAAUUGAGUUUAACAAUGCUUUGCUAUGGCAAGCAAGCCUCACUUUUAUGUGAUUUUAGAAAUGAAGUGGGGAAAUAAAAUUUAGUCAUGCAUCAGUCACUUAGUCAUUGGGCCUUUUUUAUGGUACCUGAAAAUUGAAUUCCAGAAAUGGCAAAAGUUUUAUGUAUCCAUUAAAAGAAAUUCCACUGGAAAACAGCUUAUAUUAAUUCAGUACUAUUAAAAAGAAUUUCAGAGCUGCUAAGAUUUUAUCACAGGAUAGGAUGUUUAAAAUAUAGCAUUCUUUCCUGAAGUGUAAAGUGAAGUUUAGGAUUACAGUUCUCUUUUUUCUGAUGUUCAGGUUGAUUUUUCAGUAUGGCAUAUAUGACAAAAGUAUGUUUGAGUCAAAUGUGGCUUUCUAAAACAGAUGCAACAGUAGUGUUGCAAAUAAAGUUAGCACUAUAUUUCUUAAUGAUCUAAAGUUUAAACUGGGAGAACAGUUUUCUUAAAUACUAUGUUUAGAAGUUUCUUUUUAGGGCAGUCUUAGCAAGUAUGAUUGUUCUAUUUGUACUUGCUCUAAUGUUUAAAGGUGCAAUUUUAUGCCAUUAUUGGAAAUGUUGAUUUUUUAAAAUCUAUAUACCAUAUUAUUAACAUGAAUUUUCAAUAUGAUGCAGUAUAUAUGCAGUAUUUAACAAAACACUAUGCUGCCAGUAGAGUUUGGAGGUGGAUAUUCAGUUUACAGUGUAUAAAUUUAAAAUAUGCAUCCCUUUAACAAUGCUUUGUGUUAGCAUGCUGCAAAUCAAAAUGGCGCUUAAUAUAAAAAGCUGGUUUAGGGAAAUUUAAUGAAACUCCUGUUCAUAAAUGUAAUGCAUAUGAUGUGUACUUUUAAGUUAUAGUUGCUUCAUGUUUACACUCAGCUGUUCAACAUAACUAAAAUGUAAUUUUACUUUAUGCUAUAUUGUGACUUUGUGUUUUAAAUAAUGUUCACCUUUCUGUUUUUGCACCAGAUAAGGAUCUGUUCCUUGAGAAUAAAUUUUUUAUCUUUCUUAACUUCAGAAUAUUAAAUUUGGAAAAUCUAAAAUAGUGUGUUAUGUGGCUGUAAAUGAUGUACACGCUGUAAAAUAAGAUUGUCAUUGUUAUGUGGGAUUAUUAUUUCUAAAUGUUACUCAUUGAAAUGAGCAUACAAUAAAAAGCAUUUAUUGCA